Molecule: messenger RNA, 3766 nt
Organism: Echinops telfairi (small Madagascar hedgehog)
Lineage: Eukaryota; Metazoa; Chordata; Mammalia; Afrosoricida; Tenrecidae
Gene: FRS2
Product: fibroblast growth factor receptor substrate 2
Exons: 8
Coding region: 379-1905 (508 amino acids)
Biological process (GO): cell surface receptor protein tyrosine kinase signaling pathway
Cellular component (GO): cell-cell junction; cytoplasm
Source: RefSeq, a predicted model, not a curated record
ACAACUAGAUACUCUGCUGGAGCAGUGAUGAGACAGUCAGUAUGUCAUAAAGUAAGAUGCUGUGGCUUUCCAACCAGACUAGAAUAUCCUUUUAAUUGAAGCCAAAAAAGCCUUUGGAUCCCUAAUACAACCGGCAUGCUCGAUAUUUGCACUGGAAAACAGUAAAAGCAAGCAAAAGUACCACAAUACUUUUGCUUAUAAUAAAAGUUAAAACAAUCAAACCAAAUAAAUAAUGAUUCUCAAAAAGCAGACUGAAGGUUAAAUCAGCAAGCAAAUCAAGCAUGGUAUUUUGAAGUAUGAUUAAACUCCUGAUGCUGCAGCAGAGACUAAGAAUAUUAAUGGCCAGAUCUAGAGCUCACAUGGUCUUCUGAAGAAGCCAUGGGUAGCUGUUGUAGCUGUCCAGAUAAAGACACCAUCCCAGAUAACCAUCGAAACAAGUUCAAGGUCAUUAAUGUGGACGAUGAUGGAAAUGAGUUAGGUUCUGGCAUAAUGGAGCUUACAGACACAGAACUGAUUUUGUAUACCCGCAAACGUGACUCGGUAAAAUGGCACUACCUCUGCCUGCGACGCUAUGGCUAUGAUUCAAAUCUCUUUUCUUUUGAAAGUGGUCGAAGGUGUCAAACUGGACAAGGAAUCUUUGCCUUUAAGUGUGCUCGUGCAGAAGAAUUAUUCAACAUGUUGCAAGAGAUUAUGCAAAAUAAUAGUAUAAAUGUGGUGGAGGAGCCAGUGGUAGAAAGGACCAACCCUCAGGCAGAAUUGGAGGUUCCCAGAACACCUCGAACACCUACAACUCCAGGGUUUGCUGCUCAGAGCUUACCUAAUGGAUAUCCCCGAUAUCCCUCAUUUGGAGAUGGCUCAUCUCAUCCUUCAAGCAGACAUCCUUCUGUGGGAAGUGCCCGCCUGCCUUCAGUAGGUGAAGAAUCGACACACCCUUUGCUUGUAUCUGAGGAUCAAGUACAUACCUAUGUCAACACUACAGGUGUUCAAGAAGAGCGAAAAAACCGAACCAGUGUACAUGUCCCGCUGGAGGCCAGGGUUUCUAAUGCUGAGAGCAAUACCCCAAAAGAGGAACCAAAUAGUAUUGAAGACAGGGACCCUCAGGUUCUUCUUGAGCCUGAAGGAGUCAAAUUUGUUUUAGGACCAACUCCUGUUCAGAAGCAAUUAAUGGAAAAUGAGAAACUGGAGCAACUUGGAAGAGAUCAAGUUAGCGCAAGUGGAGGAAGUAACACAGAACGGGACACUGGAUAUGACAGUGAUGAGCGCAGAGAUGGACCCUCUGUUAACAAACUAGUGUAUGAAAACAUAAAUGGGCUAUCUAUCCCUAGUGCCUCAGGGGUCAGGAGAGGUCGUCUGACAUCCACCAGUACCUCAGAUACCCAGAACAUCAACAACUCAGCUCAGAGGAGAACUGCAUUAUUAAAUUAUGAAAACCUGCCAUCUUUGCCUCCUGUUUGGGAAGCCCGCAAGCUUAGUAGAGAUGAAGAUGAUAACUUAGGACCAAAGACUCCAUCUCUGAAUGGCUACCAUAAUAAUCUAGAUGCAAUGCAUAACUAUGUAAAUACAGAGAAUGUAACAGUGCCAGCAAGUGCUCACAGAACAGAACAUUCAAGGUGUCGGGACUGUGCACCAACAGUCUUUAACUUUGAUAUCAGACGCCCGAGUCUGGAACACAGGCAGCUCAAUUACAUACAAGUUGACUUGGAAGGUGGCAGUGAUUCGGAUAAUCCUCAGACGCCAAAAACGCCUACCACGUCUCUGCCACAAACGCCUACCAGGCGCACCGAGUUGUAUGCUGUGAUAGACAUUGAGAAAACUGCUGCUAUGUCAAAUUUGCAGAAAGCACUGCCACGAGAUGAUGGUACAUCUAGGAAAACUAGGCAUAAUAGUACUGAUCUGCCCAUGUGAGCCUGGAAAGCAUUACAUUGUGUGCACCUUUGUGAAGUUUUAAAAUAUGAAGAUGCAAGUGCUUCAUGUUCAUUUCUAAACACUAACUUUUUAUAGACUGAUACAAUUUUGUUUCCUGACUAUUCCAUGUGCUUCUUUAAAGGGAAUUAAUGUAGAGCAGGUACUCAUUAAGGAACACUAAUUUCAUUAUAUACUACUCAUUCUUGUACAGCAGCACUCCCAUUUUCACAGUGCCUAUUUAAAACGAGAGUCUGAGUAAGUGACAUGCUGGUUGAUUUCUCUUGAUGUUCUGGACUUAUGCAUAUCAUUCAUGUGUAAGUCAUGGCUGGCAUUGAAAACAUUUUAUAAAGCCUCUUGAUAAUGUGCAUUGCUAGCGGAUAACUGUAGGAUUUGAAAGUAAUAUGUGUAGAUUCACUGUCCAUGGUAUGUGGCCGCCAGCAUGUAACAUGAGGAAUCCUUUAUUUCCUUCACUAAUGGCUUUUCAACUUGAGCCAAAACCUAUGUAAAGGAAAUAUAAAUACCACACUUCCUUAUAUACCAGUCAGCUCCUUUGCCUUGAGCGUCAUUGGAGAGAGUCCCCGGUCCAUGGAUCAGAUUGGCUGUUGGUGUGUGAGAAAGGCGAGAAGGAGAAAGGACUUUAUGUUUACUCAUCUCAUGAUGUCAUUUGAAGGGCAUGCGCAGAUCUCUUCAUCAAAAUCAUAAUAGGCUCAUGAAUCAGUCUCAGGUCACUUUACCCAAAAGCAUUUGAAAAUCUGAACCACGAUCUCUGAAAUUUCCUGUCCUAUAAAUAAGUAUCAUUGUCUUCUGGAGGUAUUUGUGCCAUUUGGUUUCCGUUUACCUUCAGGGGGGUUUUCCUUUGGUGUUUGGGGUAUGUUGUUUUGUUGCUUGAUGUCUUUUUCAACUUAAAAUGCCUAAGUUUGUAUAUAGUUUAUUGGAUUAUAUGUUCAUUGUUGUUUGGUUUGCAUUUUUUCCCCCGUCAAAUUAAUGAUUUUGAAGGUUCAUUUGGAACUUACUGUUAUUCUAUAACAGGGUUGCCCUUGUUCAGUAUUUAUUUAUUUGCUGUUUACUUUUCUAGUUGAUAAAAACAUUUUUUCAAAUUUUAAUUUCACUUGUGUCCAUAGGUGAUCUUUUUAGCAGCUGAGAAAAAAAGAAAAGAUAGUUUGCCCAUGCAGAGUUUACCCUAAGGCACGGUGUUCGCUCUGUGGGCACUCCUCCCAGCACUUUAGCAGUGACUCACUCGGUUCCAUGGCUGCACUCGUCCGCUGCCCGCUGUUUGUUCCUCAGCUCUGCUGCGCUUUCACUCAUAGCUGGACCUUUGAGUAUCUCUUGAUGACUACAGAAUAUUAAUAUUGUUGCCAGCAAAGCAGGUUCAAGUGAAAGUCUUGUAGCAAUGAGACUGUGUCAUACGUAAGGAUUUAGGAUGAAUUGAAGUUCAUUUGAACGGAUGAGAGUCCUUGAAAAGCAAGCAUGUUCUGGUUUCCCAAACACUGGAGCAUAUCAAAAGGUUAGGUGGAGUGCAGGUUUGGUCACCGUACAAAAUAUUUCACUAUCUUCACAGAACCCGCGCAAGUCUGAGCUUGUGAUCGGGAUCGACCAGAUGUAAUUAAGGAGAAUUCAGCAAGAAAAAGUGUCAGUCCAAAUCACCUCCAGCCUAAACAUCAACAAUGUGUUAGCAGAACCAUCGAGCAGGACCAUUAUAAAGAAAAGAAAUGAUAAAGGCGUCCUUAGCAUUUUCAGUGCCAUUGGUUGGUGUGCAUAGCAGAUUUUCUUUCUUUCUCGUGUGUGACCUGGGUGCUUGUUAAAGAGUUUGCUGUUCUUUAAAAAAGAGAUCAGUGGCAUAGGUGUGCAGUUUCCAUUUUAA